Carica papaya (papaya) is the source of this 1745-nucleotide messenger RNA. RefSeq lists its product as uncharacterized. Lineage: Eukaryota; Viridiplantae; Streptophyta; Magnoliopsida; Brassicales; Caricaceae. The record is from RefSeq and is a predicted model, not a curated record.
CUUCCAUGUGGCGCAAUGUUUUCCCACUAGUGGACCAGAGACCCUUAACAUUCUCUCUCCAAAUCCUAUUGGCCCACGUUUCCACCUUCUCGAACACCCGUCACCCACAAUGCUGCGCAGCCCGAUGACCUACGUGCCCCUCCCUUGGGGCCAGACUCGACACAUAUCCAUCUAUCAUUCGUCCUUUGUGGGGCCCAAUCUCAACUCUUUCCUCCACGUGGACCCCACCACAUGAAAACGCCACGUUGCACUUCCCAACCAAUCCCCUCUCUGCGCUGUUAAACCUACCUUUUCACACGUGUCAGCCCUCCACACGUGUCGCGGCGGAGUUCUUAUAAACACCAGUCACGUCUCCCAUACUUUCUCCUCCUCAUACGCCAGCAAUCUUCUUUAAUGCGUCCAGAUUGCUCCCCUCCAAAUCUGCGCAAAAAAAUCAACCGACUCCGGUGAACUCAGGAAACUGUGAAGAAAAACUGAGUUGCAGUGAGAGAGAGUGAGGGAAUUGUAGAGGGUGAGAGAAAAUAAAAUUAAGAAGAACAAUGGACGGUAGGGGUGGAUGCUGCAUAGCGAGGUAUGCUGGUGAUGGUGGGGUCUACCAUAUUUCCCAAGUGGAUCAGAUAAUGCUCCGGUUCCGACCGAUUGCCCCGAAACCGGCAACCGGCGGAUCCGUUCCGCCGCUGGAGUGUAACAGUGAAGUGUACUCUAAUUGUGGAAGAGGCAAGAGAAAGUACUCGAAAGAAAACAAGAACAACGUCAGCAGCAACGAAAACACAAACAACAGCAAGAGGUGCAAUAGGAAGAGAAGGGUGUCGAAUCGGGAAGAGAAACGAAAUGGGUACAACGGAGAUACAGUGGUGACACUGCCCUUGUUGCCGGAGACUCCGGACCGGAAAGACUCGCCGGCGAGAGGGUACCCGGAGGAAGCCAAGAAGGGACAAAAGUUUCCCGUGUGGCUGAGUUUUGGGAGCAGUAGUAGUGAUAAUAGAUUUGGGGAACUGAUGGGUGAUGGAUUAGGGUGUGGAUCAGAUCCGGGGGUGGUGACGCCCGAGGCGGUGAGGUUGGUGGGAUCGUGCGUGACGGUGGAAUGCGUGACGGAGACUUGGGUGGAGGGGGGUGGACUGGGGAGUACGGACGAGGAAAGGAGGAGAAAUCUGGGAAGGGACACGUGUCCAGGGUUCAUAUCGGACGGCAUGGGGAGGGUGACGUGGACUAAUGGGGCUUACAGGGAAAUGGUAGGGCAGUGUGGAGGGAUGAUGGUGUGGUUGGUGAUGAAGGAAAGGGCGAUGCUAACGUACCCGGCAUUCACGUGCAGGGUGAGGUUACAGUACGCGUGUGGGAGGGAGAGGAAUUCUCUGAUUCUGCCUUGUGACGUGUGGAGAAUGGAGGGUGGCGGAUUUGCAUGGAGACUGGACGUGAAAGCGGCUCUCUGCCUAGGCCGCUAAUAUAACUUAGUAAACCACAUAUAUAUGUGUAUAUAUAUCGGCCUGUCGUGGGUGAUGUAUGAAUCAUGCUUUUAGUGGAAAGAACAAUGGAUUAACACAGAGAUUCUACUACUAUAUAUAUAUAUAUAUAUAUAGGGUGUCAAGAGCUUUGUUUAACAUGUAAAUACACUUAUGAGAGGGGGGAGUUUAGGUACUUUUUACAGUAGAUAAAUGUCGGUGUCUGUCAACUUUGGCUUUCUGUGUAUUAAUUUGGCUGAUUAGAUUUGUAGGAAGCAUUUGAAUGAAAAUUAAGCGAUCUGAUGA